This is a messenger RNA of Condylostylus longicornis, 369 nucleotides long. Its product is annotated as transcription factor 21-like. Bases 85 to 369 code for a protein of 94 amino acids. Gene Ontology annotation, biological process: developmental process; regulation of transcription by RNA polymerase II. The record is from RefSeq and is a predicted model, not a curated record. The transcript is spliced from 3 exons. Gene Ontology annotation, molecular function: RNA polymerase II transcription regulatory region sequence-specific DNA binding; protein dimerization activity; DNA-binding transcription factor activity, RNA polymerase II-specific. Lineage: Eukaryota; Metazoa; Arthropoda; Insecta; Diptera; Dolichopodidae.
AAAAUUAAUUUCGUUUUAUUGUUUCAGUGAUAAAAUUAACAUAUUUAUUAAAAACAAAAUGACUAAAAAAAACACAGCUGCAGAAUGAAGCAACAAAAAAAUUAUUAUUACUCAAAAAAAGAUAGUUCAACUAUACAAAGAGAUCAGGCAAAUGCAAGAGAAAGGGCAAGAAUGAGAAUUUUAUCUUCAGCUUUUACUGAAUUGAAAUCUAAACUACCAAAUAUACCUCCAGAUACAAAAUUGUCGAAACUAGAUACCUUACGUCUAGCUGUAAACUACAUUAAGUUGUUAAAAGUAUUGGUCAGUGGAACAAAUGAACUCGACAAUCCUAUAAUUUUUUUCCCACAAAAACAUAAUGGGUUUAUAUAA